Colletotrichum godetiae is the source of this 1554-nucleotide messenger RNA. Its product is annotated as major facilitator superfamily transporter. Gene Ontology annotation, cellular component: plasma membrane. The transcript is spliced from 4 exons. Gene Ontology annotation, biological process: transmembrane transport. Bases 1 to 1554 code for a protein of 517 amino acids. The record is from RefSeq and is a predicted model, not a curated record. Lineage: Eukaryota; Fungi; Ascomycota; Sordariomycetes; Glomerellales; Glomerellaceae. Gene Ontology annotation, molecular function: transmembrane transporter activity.
AUGUCAUCUUCAUCCAAUGUGGAGGUUGAAGGGGAGCAAUGGGUUGAAGGAUGGCGGCUCACCGUUCUCGUGUUUGGGAUCUGUCUCGCGGUGUUCUCCAUCUCGGCCGAUCGAACUCUCCUUACAACCGCCAUCCCGCACAUCACGUCGGAAUCCCAAUCUACGGCAGACAUUGGCUGGUACGGCUCAGCCCACCUCCUCACAAUCUGCGCCUUCCAGCCCGUCUUUGGUAGAGCCUUUAUGCUCUUUUCCGUUAAAUGGGCAUACGUCUUUGCCACUUUCAUGUUCUUAGCAGGCUCGCUCAUCUGCGGCCUUGCCCCCGACUCUCUCGCGCUCAUCGUGGGUCGUGCCGUAGCUGGCUUUGGAAGUGCUGGGAUUCUCACCGGGAGCUUCGUUAUCGUCGCUACGGCGGUUCCCCGGCGGGCGCGCCCGGUUUACACGGCCAUCAUCGGAGUGAUUUUCGGCCUUGGCGCCACCGUUGGUCCUCUGCUCGGAGGUGUCUUCACCGACCUUGUCACUUGGCGAUGGUGUUUCUACAUCAACCUCCCCAUCGCAGGCUUCACCCUCGUCGUGUUUCUCUUAUUCUUUCACCCUCAUCAGCAAUCACAACACAGACAAACCUUCUUCAACAGAAUCCUUGACCUCGACCUAGUAGGCAAUGUGCUCCUCCUCGGAGCCUGCGUAAUGCUCUUCCUAGGCCUCCAAUACACCGCCCAGGGCGAGGCCCUGUCAAGCACAAAGAUCACCGGUCUCCUCUCAGGCGCUGGCGCAACGGUCAUCGUCUUCGCCGCGUGGCAGUGGUGGAAGCAGGACGGCGCACUAGUCCCACCAGCCAUCAUCACGCAGCGCACCGUAGCCGCCUCCUGCGUCGCGGCCUUCGCCACGUACGGCGCGCUCCUCAUCCACAUCUACUUCCUACCAAUAUGGUUCCAGGCCGUCCGCGGCGAGAGCGCCAUAUCGUCCGGCGUGGACAUGAUUCCCUACGUCGCAGCGAUAUCCCUCUUCUCCCUCCUCGCGGGCAUCUUCGUCUCCGUCGUGGGCCACUACCCAGCCCCAGCAAUAAUUGGAGGCAUGCUCGCGACAGUCGGGUGCGGAAAACUCAUGAUGCUAUUGCCCGACACGCCGACGUCUCAGUGGAUCGGCUUCGAGAUUCUCGUCGCGGCGGGCUUCGGGAUGGCUAUCCAACAAGGGUUCACCGCCGUGCAAGCCGUCCUGCCGCCGGACGAGGUGCCCGUUGGGACCGCGGCGGUCGUGGCGUCGCAGGCGCUGGGCGGCGCCAUCUUCGUCUCUGUCGGGAACGCUCUGUUCCAGAAUCACCUGCUGCGGGCUUCGGCGGAGGAUGCGGUGCCCGGGGUGGAUAUCCGGGCGGUGCUCGGGGCCGGGGUGACGGCGUUCCGAACGGUUGUGCCGGUUGAGGCGCUCCCGAUGAUGGUUUCUAUCUACAAUGAUGCUCUCCGCGUGGUGUUUACUGUUGCGAUUGCGCUGGCUGGUAUUUCAGUCGUUGCGGCUUGUUUCAUGCAAUGGAAAUCUGUGAAGGGAGUGAGAGCUGCGUGA